Messenger RNA from Haplochromis burtoni (Burton's mouthbrooder), 6784 nucleotides. Its product is annotated as kelch-like protein 33. Gene Ontology annotation, molecular function: protein binding. The record is from RefSeq and is a predicted model, not a curated record. Lineage: Eukaryota; Metazoa; Chordata; Actinopteri; Cichliformes; Cichlidae. The transcript is spliced from 4 exons. The coding region runs from base 1624 to 4083 and encodes 819 amino acids.
AUUUUCCAGGUUAGAUGGUAUUUCUCCGAUUUGUGUGUUUCACUGAUGACCACGGUGUAAAGAACCUAUUUAUAAAAGGGUCUGGGUUAAUUAUUAGAAAUAAAGUGAUGAAAAACAUCAUAUAAUCUUAUGAUGAUGGAAUAAACUUUAACCUUUUUCCUUAUUGCCAGUUUGUUAUUCAGGACUUUUAUGAGUUAAAUAAAGCAUUGGAAAUGGAAUAUACAUUUAUCACACUCACCAGAUUACAAACAGAAAACGUGACUUUAUCUUUGACCUGCUUUUUAUCUGCACGUGGAAUGGGAAUAGGGUUGUAGGAGAAACAAGGGGUUGGGUAAAAGUAAUUUAAGAGAUAUAGAAACUAUGAUAACAGCAUGACCACGUUUUAGCUCCUCUUUGUUUUUGCUUAUCCCCAUGUAAAAUAUUAACUAUUGAAAAUGGUUUUUUUUCUUGUGUAUGUGUUGUUUGAUACUGCAAAUCAAUUUCCCAUUGAGGACAAUAAAGUUACUAUUGAUUAUUGACCACUGAUAUUGGUGUGUCUUAGAUAUAAAAAAAAACUAUGUACCGCAUAGAUUGGUGACAUUUGUUCAUGAAAGUACAUUUAGUUUUCAGCCAUAGACUGGUUGGAUGUUUAUACCACUUGACAUCUGUGUCUGUCCAGGGUUAAGAUUAGAGUUGAGUUUUGUUUUGUACAAUCAUCACAGCCCAAAGCUUACACCCAAAGCCUAACUCUAACUCUAGAUAUGGCACUUUUAAGAUGGCAGAUCUUUUAUAUAAUUCUUUAUGAUACCUUUUUGCAAGGGUAUUUAUUCAUUUAAUAUAUGAGUGGUAACCAUCAACCAACCUUAAAACCACCAGAUUCACAUUGUAUCUAUUUUAACGUUUUGAAUUACAAAACACUGCAAAUUUAAGCAGUUUUACUUAAGACUCAAAAUUUUAAUACAUAGCAUUUAGAGACUACUGCACCAGCAAUGUUGUGGAAAUCUAAGACUAGUAUCUCUUACUGUCUACUAAAGAGAUUAUGAUAACAAAUCGAAUAAGUCAAUAGUGCGCAUCUGUUUUAAUGUUACUUAUUAUUAGUACUCUAUGCAUCCCCCUGUCAAUUACGUGAUGUUAAUUCAGGUCUGUGCAGUAUUGUACAAUUUUCCCACUGCAAUUAGAUCUCCCAGAGAUUAUGCCAUCAAAUCCUUCCUCCUCAUUGUGUAUCAAUCCCUAUUUCUAAGAAAAAAAAGUUCCAUUACUGCAAGUAACUGGAGAACUGUAAAAUAUUUUCUCUUUAAUAAUCACUAAUAGAACCUAACUAUAUUUAAGGCCAAUUGCUGUCAUUCAGUUUAAUACCUGUUUAAUGUGAAAUGUUUGUAGCAGAAAAAAACUCUAUUCUCCUUAUUCUGAAUCAGUACAAAGCAUGUGAAGCCUCACUUGAAAUUAAACCUAUGUGACCCAGUAGCUAUAAAUAGCUGCUUGUUUAUGCAGAAAGUGAACUUGAGACCAAGACAGAGAACGACAGAGGGGAUUUAAAUAGGAAGUAGCAAAAAUCAUUAGAACAGUAUUUUUUUUUUUGCUGGAUGGCAUAAGUAACUGAAAAGACAAAAGUAGCUAUUGCUCAAAAAGAAAAUAACCAAUGACAUGGAGUUUACAAGGCGUUACUUGCCAAUGGAGUGGGAAGAACGGUGGAGGAGAGAGAAGGAGAGAAGGAAAAGAGUUGUUGAAGAAGGUGGUGAAGGUAUAGAACAGGACAACCGGGAGCUACGAAGAAUUGUUGCUUACAAUGAUUCGAGAAUGGGCUUGACAAGUAGGAGUGACAAAAAAGAGACUCGAGAUGGAAUGAACGGUACUAGUCAGGAGGGAAUUGCGGAGCACAUAAGCGCUGAAAGCUUGGGAGCUGAAGAGAAUAAAGUCCAGGCAUGCCACAACAAAACCUACCCUAAAGAGGUGUUUGUAGCUCUGAAAGAAUUCUUGGAUUCAUCUCUUCUUACAGACCUGACAUUGACAACUGAAAAUCAGAAAAGCUUCCAAGUGCACUCCCUUAUCUUGGCUGCUGUCAGCGGCUUCUUUCUGGAAAGACUACAGGAUAAAAGUGAGGAGAAAUCUGACAAUAGUGAGGACAAAGAUGGAGUCCAGAGGUGGUCAAUGCAAUUGAGUUCAGAGGUUGACCAUAUUGGGCUUCAGGCUGUUGUUGAGUUUGCCUACACUGGGCUUGUGUCAUCUUUGAACAAUGAUAAUAUGGCCCGGAUCAAAGCUGCAGCUCAAGUCCUUGCAAUUCCAAGACUUGUGGACAUCUGCAAAAACAAGGAAAGAAAGGAGAACAGUGAAUGUUUCAAGAAAGAAGCACAAACCAUCUCUGCUCUAGAACAAAUAAAAACUACUCUUCAGUCCAUUGAACAGUUGCGGGCAGAUAGAGUGGGGUGUGAUGUCAUUUUGGACGUGGAUGGAACUUUUUUCCAUGUCCACAGAAUUGUUUUGGCAGUAAGCAGUGAUUACUUCCGUGGCAUGUUCACAUGUGGAAUGAGAGAAUCCCAUCAGAGUUGUGUUGCCCUUCCUUUCCUGUCUACAUGUGAAUUAGAGGCUCUUAUUGGCUACUCAUACAGUGGGAUCCUUCUACUUAGCUGGGACUCUGUUUUUGAGAUUACCUGCAUGGCGCUUCAGCUUCAAUUCCAAUCUGCUCUAUCAAUUUGCCUCAACUUUAUGAAAAAAGAGAUCCAGGCAAGCUCCUGCCUGGAUGUGGCAUCUUUUGCUGAAGCAUAUGAAAUAUCAGAACUUUUUGAGGAGGCCAAUGACUUUGUGUUGAGGAACUUUAUGGAAGUAUCAGGCACAACAAAGUUUCAUGACCUACAAGCAGAAAAGCUUUUAAGCUUCCUUCGCUGCGAUGGCCUUUGUGUACCUUCAGAGUUGGCUGUAUUUCGAGCCGUAAUCUCAUGGAUUGAGGCUGAUCCCGAAGAAAGAUUGGCCCAUGCAGGCUUACUCAUGACUGGAGUUCGCUUCCCCCUCAUGACCUUUCGAGAGUUCAGAGAGGUUAGAGCCAUUAAUCUACGCAUGGAGUGCUUUGGCAACAAAGAGGUGGAACUUUAUGGUUCAGCACUUAAAGAAUUUGGUUUCAGCCUUCCAAAGUCCCAGGAUCACUGUCGGAUCAGGCGACCAAAAGAUACUCUAGUUCUGGUUGGAGGAGACCAACUGAAUCCAGAUGUUGGUCAGCGCAUACCGAGCAGGGAAGUGUGGUUUGCAAACUCCCUACGCAGUGGCACAGGGUUGGUGAAGGACAUUGAAUGGAGGAGAUUAACUGAGAUUCCAGAUAAACCAAAGUUUAGGCAUGGAGUUGCCGUAAUGGAUGGGAAGCUGUAUGUGAUUGGAGGGUGCUUCUUUUAUGCAAAGGAUGACAUUAUGAAAUCUGCCUACAGUUAUGACCCAGUGAAUGAUUACUGGAAGAGGCUGGCAGACAUGCAGGAGUGCAGAAGUAACCUCUCAGUCGUGGUACGUGAAUCGCACCUUUAUGCCAUUGGUGGAGAUAAAGACAUCAACACCAACGUAGACAGUGUUGAGAUGUACAACCCAGACACUGACUCCUGGAGCUUUGUCCAACCGCUGGACCUGGCUCUGAGUGGCCAUGCUGCUGCUAUCAUUAAUGGAGAGGUUUUCAUAUCUGGAGGUUUCAACUGCAAAUAUGAGUGCCUUGUUUCCACAUGUCUGUACCACCCAGAGAGGGGAACCAUCUACCUGGCAGACAUGACCUAUGAUAGAGCCCAGCAUUGCAUGGAAGCCCUACAGAGUCAUCUAUAUGUUGCCGGUGGAGUCUGUAACCUAAGGAAGUUUUACACUGAUCAACUAGUUUGUGAGGUAUAUGAUACUCUGGCUAAUUGCUGGACUACUUUUGCGUCACUGCCCAUGCCCCAUGUUGGUGCAGCCUCCAUUGUUAUGGAGGAGAAGAUCUAUGUACUGGGAGGGUAUUGCCAGGAUGACUACAGUGAGUCUGCACUGGUCCACCGCUUUGAUCCCAUCAUGCAGAGAUGGGAGACCAUGGGCAAAUUGCCUGGAGCUGUUACAGACAUCCGAGCUUGUCUGAUGCACCUGCCCCAGCACCUCAGACAGUAACUGUUUUAUUGAAAUGAUACACUCCUCAAUUAGGCAGUCUGUUUAAACACUGAAAUUACUGCAAUAAUAGAAGUAAAAUAUUCAAAUGUGGAUAUCAAAGGCCUCAGUCACUCAGGCCUACAGACCAGUCAGCAAACCUUUUGAUAACCAUAAGUUGCUUGGAAAAAAUAUGUAUUCUCCAACCAGUUGGUGAGUGGUUGCUGGAGGUUGCUGGCAGUUGCAAAGAGGAUGCUGCACUAAGGCUGUUCCUUAUGACUAUUUUGGUUAAAACCAGUCAACCAUGGUUUGGAUAGAAGAUGUUGAGUUGUUUACAUGUAUUGUUUAACUUGCAGAGCAGUAGUAAGACUUGAAGUGCAAUGAAAACCAGAAGCAGAGACCAUUUGUUUAAGUGAAAAUUACGCCUUAUUGGUUAAAUCAACACAUUUCAAAAGGCACAAAUUUUACUUUGAAGGCAAGUGUUCCCUAAUUGAAAUAUGUGUUGGAGCUUUCAUGGUUUCACUAUCAUACAAAGAGCAGUUGGAGAGUGUUUGCAGAUAAGUCAGCAUCUUUGAUAUAAAACUAUAAGAAAUACAGAUAAUCUGCUACUGAUCAAAGUAAUUGCAAGAAAGUUUUUAGUACAGCACCUCAUAUCUCUUUGUGACCAAAUUUCCCUUGCAGCUGCCAGUAGCCUCAAGCAACAAUUUCAACAGGCAGUCUUUUUCCCCUAGCAGCUUGCAAUUAUUAGGGGUUCACUGACUGGUGUUUUUCAAUCAGCUUUAAAGUGACUGCCAUCAACCUUCAUGAACGACUUACGAGUCAUAAUUGCAACCAGUGGUACAAGAAGGUUGCCAGUAUCUAGUAUCAGUAUCUAGGCCUGUGUGUGUGAAUAAGAAUAAUAUAUAUGUAAGUGAUAAGAAAAUAGAUGGAGUUUAUCAUUUUGAAAUGAAUGACUACUUUGCCCACAGGCUAAUCGUAAUAGCUAAUUCUUAAUAACUGUUAACUCUCACUUGGUGCAGCAUUCGUGUUUCAGGUUUUCCACAUCAGGUUGUCAUGUUCUAGGUUCUUUAUGUUUAGCUCACCUAGUUUAGGUUAUAGCUUAGUUGUGCCUUUGCCUUUUGUUUUUGUACUGUUUUACCAGCCUUCAAUAAACAGCUCGCCCUUUGUUAAAAUCAAGUUUAAUUAUCACGUGUCCUCACUUUGGUCCACCUCCUCACUCCACACAGUCUGCUUCUGCAGAUAAUGACAGUGCACAAACUUGACUGGUAGUGUAAAUAUGAUAGUUUAUCUCUCUCUCUGAUGGGGGGCUGUCAAGUUAGAAUAAGCAAAAAUUAAGUGAUACAGAGUUGAUGAAAGCAUUACAACCUAAACUUUUAGAUCUGAAGAAUUUUCAUUGGCACCACAUGACAGCGACACUUCGAAUGAUAAAUGAUCUGGUUUCAUAUUCUUACAGGCUUAGCUAUUCAAAUCUUUCCAGGAAAUGACCAUGUGCUUUCCAAACCAUCCCUAUCUCAGUCCAAACAGAUCAAACUAUCUGAGAGUCUAAGAUCAUUCCUUCUGUGAGAUUCUAAAAGUUUAUGUAACAGCCGAAUGCAAGACAGUGAAUUAUAUUUUUGUUUGUUAUAAACUUACACUACUAGGGAAAGAUAUAAUGCUUAGUUGCCUUAAGGUUAAUGCUGUUGUGAUUUGAAGUUAUAUAGUACAAAUAAAAUUGAAUUGCUGCUGCCUAUAGUGCUGCUAAUAGUGGUGUUACUGCCUGAGCUUGGGCUUUGACUCAGCUUGAAAGCUUUGGUUUUUCCAUUUGUGUUUCAACUUACUAUAUGAUUACUAUUAAAAAGUUUUGACUCCAAUAUGUGAUGAUUCCUAAUGUUUUUAUUAAAAAAACAAUUAAACCUCCUGUACUCACAAUCAGUGUCCAUGAAUGUAAAAUGUUGCUAAAAUGUAAAAUGCUGAAACCUUUUGGUUAUCCUUUUAUGCCAACCUGCGGUACGGGAAGAAACAGUAGGACGAUCUAAGUUAAAUACACAAAAAAUGUUCAAAAUUGCUUUAAAAAAGAGAGUUGAACCUGGCCCUUUUAGAUUUAAAUUUGACCAAAGUUAACCAAAUUCGACCUGUACAACCAAACAGAUUUCUCAUCGAAAGCAGACGAUUUAGUAUCGUACAAAAUAAUAAUAGUUGAUAAGAAGAAAGAAGAGGGGCAAAUCCAUGACAAAAAGGAAACACUGAAACAUUUUUCACAUGGCUAAACCAGAAAAACGAGCUCUCCACAGGAUGAUGUUGACCCAAUAGAUUUGCCAGUGAUAUCCAGUCCUCCAAAUUCCCAGGCGCCCAUCUGGGAAUGCCGAUUCUUCAGCAAGAUGGCCCCUGAAGUGUAGCUGUGAUAGUCAGUGUCAUGAAGGUGAACUGGUGAACUAUAAAGAACUGCUUGUGGUCAACAGAAUUUCUUUUUUUCUCUAAAUCAUUUAUGGAGAAAAAAAAACACUAGUAAUUUAGUGGACUUCAUCGGAUUUAUUUUAGUGUACAUGCUGUAAAGCACUUAAAAAAAUGUUUCUAGGCAUAAUAUAUUAAUCAAACUGGUCCAAAGUCCUUAAAAAGUUUAUUGUAGAAAAUGUUGCUUCCAACAUUGCUGUAGUUCUUUGAUAUUUCUUUUAUGAACUUGUGAAAUGUCAAGCAACACAAAGCAGAUCAUUUUAUAUUUAAUCAGACAACCUUUUCAUGACAACAA